Messenger RNA from Diorhabda carinulata, 1507 nucleotides. RefSeq names its product protein PRRC2C-like. The record is from RefSeq and is a predicted model, not a curated record. The transcript is spliced from 2 exons. Lineage: Eukaryota; Metazoa; Arthropoda; Insecta; Coleoptera; Chrysomelidae. The coding region runs from base 37 to 1419 and encodes 460 amino acids.
GUAUCAUUUGUUGUUUGUGCCUAGAAGCAAUAGAAGAUGAAAUUACUUCUGGUACUCAGUUUUGUGGUUUUGGCCGUUGCCACUACCCCUGAUGAACCUAAGAAAUCAGAAAAAUCGAAACGUCAGAGUUUAUACUACCCUGAGACUUUAGAUGGUGUCUUAUCUUCUGGACUGACAUCAUCUGGCCUAGUAUCUGGAGGUCUUUGGUCCUCAUCAUCCGGACUUGCCUCAACCGGAGUAAUUGGACAAACACUCCCAUCUACCGGAUUAUAUGACCAAUCAACUUUAAGCACAAUUGGUUCAGGACUUGGUUCAUCAGGAUAUUAUGCAUCUGGUUCAGGUUAUGCUGCUGGAAUUGGAUCAUAUGGUCAAUACCCAGUGAGCACUAUUGCAUCUGGAUUAGGCUAUUCUUCCUUAGGUUUGGGUUACGGUUCUGGUUUGAGUUAUGGUUCCGGUUAUGGUUUAGGAUCUACUUAUGGUUUGGGAUCUACCUAUGGUUUGGGAUCAACUUAUGGUCUAGGUACAGCUUAUGGUUCAAGUUAUUCUACCGCACCAGUUGUAACAAAUCAAGAAUUGGCUCGUCACACCAUACACAAUGUUGUGAACAAAGUUAAAGUACCAGUACCAGUACCACAACCCUACCCGGUUACAAAAACCGUUCCAGUACCAGCCCCUUACCCAGUUAAAGUUGAAAAACCAGUACCAGUUCAAGUGAGAGUAAAUGUCCCAGUACCCGUUGAAAAACCAUAUCCCGUACAUGUACCUCACCCAGUGCCAUAUAAUGUUCAUGUUAAAGUACCAUACCCAGUAGAGAAGCCUUACCCAGUACAAGUAACAAGAACCGUAACUGUACCUGUUGAAAAGCCAGUUUACGUGAAAGUUCCUCAAGUUGUAAAUGUACCUGUAUCACAACCCUACCCUGUUCCAGUGGAAAAGAGAGUAAGAGUCAAUGUUCCUCAACCAGUUGUCGUGAAGGUUCCAGAAAUAUAUAAGGUACAUCACAACAUCGAAACUGUCAAGAAACCUGUCGUAUUGGUUCAGCAACGCGUUUCACCACCGGUAGUUACAUCUGCUUCCGGUUCAGUAGUAGGAUUAGGAGAAACUGUACAAACAGGCCUUUCUUCUGGAGUAGUAUCCUCUGGCCUCGUCUCUUCCGGUUUCCCUUCCUCUGAUCUCCUUUCUUCUGGUGUAGUAUCUACAGGUGUAUCUUCAGGUCUUUCAGAUUUCCAAACUGUAGGAGAAUACAACGGGCUAUCAUCUGGAGUCGUGUCAUCGGGAUCUGAAUUUUCGAAUACCGGAUAUGGAUACUCCAGCUCUCCACAAUUCGUUUCAUCUGGUGCAGUUUUCCCAAACACAUUUGGAAAUGUUCACAACAUCGUAGCACGUAAAGCCGAAAAAAAUGACGAAAAGAAACAAUAAAAUGUUUUUAGACUGUUGUAUAUAAAAUGAUGAUAUUCGAUAUAACAUGUAAAUGAAAAUAAAUUUGUUAAUACAUUUUCUGAACAAA